Molecule: messenger RNA, 1665 nt
Organism: Plasmodium fragile
Lineage: Eukaryota; Apicomplexa; Aconoidasida; Haemosporida; Plasmodiidae
Exons: 2
Coding region: 1-1665 (554 amino acids)
Molecular function (GO): metal ion binding
Source: RefSeq, a predicted model, not a curated record
AUGAACGGCAAGAAAAAUUUUGCGAAAUUUAUGGAAAAGAAAAUGUUUAACAUGGCACCGAAGGAAAAGAUGAAUGAGGAUUUUAGACACAUGAGGAAGGAAGAGAAUCUGAGCAAUGUGGUAAACACUAGCGAGAGGAGGAUCUUAUUUUACAAGACGAAGAUUUGCCCAUGGUAUAUUAAGGGGAAGUGCGAAAGGAGAAAGACCUGCUUGUAUGCACAUGCACAGAAUGAAUUGAGAGAAUUGCCCAAUUUGUGCAAAACGAGCUUGUGCCCGAAAUUGAAAAUUAACGAAUCAUGCAAUGAUAAGAAGUGCAAGUACGCACACACGAACAUCGAAUUGAGAGCCACAGAAAAUUUGUACAAAACGGCCUUGUGCGAAAGCUUUAUUAAAGGGAAAUGCUUCUCAGGGCAAUUUUGCAGAUAUGCUCAUGGCCAGAAUGAAUUAAGGGAACAUCCAAUGGAAAUAACUGACAAGAAUAUAAUCAUUGGAACGAACAAAAUGAAGAAUGACAAAUUGGAUUAUGAGAAAAAGAAGGGCGGAAACGGCAUCAGCAACAAUAUGCACAACGGAGAAAACGGAAAGAGGAGUGAAACGUAUUGUGUUAUGCCCAAGAAGAAGGAGGCGACUCACCCGAACAAAGUUAGUGCACUCACAGAAGAUGAUGGUGUUGGCGAUGUUACGGAAGUAAUGGACCCACAUGCACAGAACGGAAGCGCGACGGACAACUCCUACGAGUGUAACAAGAAGGGAGGUGCAGAAAACGCCGUCAAAAGUGGAAAUACGAACGGAAGCGGAAAUGGAUUCCAGCACGGCGGAAACAACGGCCCAAAUCACAACUCGAGCCACAACGGAAACAAGAUGGGCAGGAAGAACGAUGCGCACGACUACCACAAAAAGGGGCACAAGAACCACAAGUAUAAGAAUGCCGAGAUUAUGAACAACAACAACAACAGCAGUAGGUGUGACGGAAGGAACAGGAAUGCCACCCCGUCUUCUGUAGGAAAUUACCUAAAGCAUGAGGAUUGUACAAAGUUCAAUGAGGAGCAAUUUCUAAAUGACAAUUUGAACGUUCUGGGCUUCCUAGAAGAACAUAACAGUGGCAUAGAAAAAUUUGGAAAAGGAAGCAACAUUGGGAACAGUGUGCUAAAUGAAGUUGGAAACAAUUCGCUGGGAAAUUUCGCGAACAACAACAUGAUUGGAGGUAGCAACAACAGCAGCAACAACGGAGCCCUAAUGAAAUAUGCAAGGAACAAUAAUAAAGGCAUUGGAAACAACAGCAACUCAUCCUCCUUAAUGAACUGUAACAUGGCCUCACCGAAUACUGAAAAUUUGGACUUGAGUAUGAAUAUGCACAAUAACGGUUCGGAAGAUAAUUAUUACAAUUUCACUGGAACGAACCUGGACAAGCUGAAUUACGAAGACCUUUUUUUUAGUACCAACACCAUAAGCAACAGUGCCAAUGCCAUGAACACCUUGAACAGCAUGGGUAGCAUGGGAAGUAUAACGAGCUUUAACAGCAUGAACAGCACCAAUGGCAUGGGUAGUGUGAGCGGCAUGACCAUGAACAACGCGAACAGCGGGGGCAACAUGAACUGUAUGGGUGGCUUGAACGACCUGGGUAUGAACAACAUGAAUAACAUGCCCAUGAACAUGAGCGCUUGA